Messenger RNA from Spodoptera litura, 2938 nucleotides. It is a transcript of the gene Or-29, whose product is annotated as olfactory receptor 29. Gene Ontology annotation, molecular function: odorant binding; olfactory receptor activity. NCBI's taxonomy places the organism in Eukaryota, Metazoa, Arthropoda, Insecta, Lepidoptera, Noctuidae. Gene Ontology annotation, cellular component: plasma membrane. The record is from RefSeq and is a predicted model, not a curated record. Gene Ontology annotation, biological process: sensory perception of smell; detection of chemical stimulus involved in sensory perception of smell.
AUGAAUUCGUUUCUUCAGAGCUUAGAAGAUCCAGCGCGACCUUUCCUAGGUCCGAACUACUGGAUUCUGAAGAAAAUGGGAUUACUUUUACCUAAAAGCAUAUUAGGCAAAAUUUUGUACAUUUUCUUGCACGAGACGGUCACCUUUUUUGUCGUUACUCAGUACAUGGAAUUGUACGUAAUCAGAUCAGAUUUGGAUCUCGUAUUGACUAACAUGAAGAUUUCCAUGUUAAGCGUGGUGUGCAUUGUAAAGGUGAACACCUUCGUUUUGUGGCAAAAGCAUUGGCGCGAAGUUCUGGACUAUAUUACAGAAGCUGAUAAUUUUGAAAGGCAAAAUGAAGAUCCGGUCAAGAGUCAGAUAGUUGAAGCUUACACUAAAUACUGCCGUCGGCUCACAUACUUUUACUGGGCUUUGGUCAGCACAACCUUCUUGACAACUACAUGUUCACCAUUAAUGCGAUAUCUGUCGUCAUCCACUUUUAGAGAGAACAUGCGUAACGGUACUGAGCCAUUUCCGCACAUCUUUAGUUCGUGGAUGCCCUUUGAUAAAUACCACUCUCCAGGUUGUUGGAUCACAGUCCUGUGGCAUACAGUACUUUGUGCUUAUGGUGCUGCAAUUAUGGCGGCCUACGACACUUGUAUUGUGGUAACGAUGGUAUUCUUUGGAGGAAAACUGGAUCUACUUCGUGAGAGGUGCAAACACAUGUUUGGCUCUUACGGUACUGUAAUUACAGACAAGCAAUGUGAAGAAGUAGUGCGGCAACUGCAUGGCAUCCAUGUGAUGCUAAUAAAGUACUCGAGAUUAUUUAAUUCACUGCUGUCGCCAGUCAUGUUCUUCUACAUGGUCAUGUGUUCGCUCAUGCUUUGUGCGAGCGCCUACCAACUGACUUCCGCACAGAAUGCCGCGCAGAAGCUUUUGAUGGCAGAGUAUUUAAUCUUUGGAAUCGCACAACUUUUCGUCUUCUGUUGGCACAGCAACGACGUUUUGAUUAAAAAUGAAAAUAUGACAUCAGGUCCAUUUGAAAGCAACUGGUACACAGCUAACUAUCGGCAAAAAAAAGACGUGUUACUUCUUUCGGGGCAGCUUCGCAUCAAGAACAUUUUUACUGCUGGGCCAUUCGCCAACCUUACUCUGCCGACCUUCAUUAAUAUACUCAAAGGGGCUUACAGCUAUUACACUUUGUUGAGGAAAUGUCAGAGACGUGUUGCUAUGGAAAAUCAGAAUCAUCCUGAGAGAGUUGUGCCGGUUCAAUAUGGUAGAGGUUCAAGAGCUUUUCGUCAGUUUAAAAAUCCUCCACAGCCGCACAUGUGUAUCCAAGAUACAAUAAAGGGCACUUCGGAGAAAUUAUACAUUAAUGUGUUGGGAUGGCAGAAAAUAGCUAACCCAAAACAGUAUUCAGAUCCCAUUCCUUUGUAUGGUGGAAUGCAGGUGCCACAGAACUAUGGUCCAAAUUCAGGGAGACCUCCGAUGAUAGUGUUUGCAGUUAUGGUGAAUCCAGACAUACUCAAAGCUAAUGGGAAAAAUGCCAGCAGCCCCACAGAUCGCGAAGCAUUAGUGAGUCUCCUCUGUGAGUUUGUGGAGGCUAUGAACCCAGGACUAGUGUUAGCAAGGAACCCUGUCAUCAUGAAGGAUAGAGACCUCGCCGGAGAACUGAAAGAUGUCUGGCUUGCUGUACAAAAUAAAAGAGAGCGGGAGAAAGGAAUGAAUCAAGAUGUUAUGUAUAAGGUUUAUGACAUAGAUGGUAUUGGUGAAGACAAUAUGAAUGAAGAUGAUGUUCAAAUGAAACAAGGUGGCUCUCCCAAUAGGGGACCAAAUGGUGAUAAAAAACCUGUAAAGUCAUCCAAGCAAAUACUGCUGAAUGCUGGCCAGAAAUCAGAAUUUGAUUCAGGUAUGAACAAUUGCCAAUUAAACCAGACACACUCAAACCGAGACAAUAAAACUGGUAAUAGUUCACCUGACACUACAUACUGUACUCCUGUUUAUGGUCAAAUAGUUUCAACGCGAGAAAAUCACAACCAAAUAAAUGACAUUCAACAAAAGUUCUCUUCAAAUGAAAUGAAACCUUCAAGCUCAUUCCGGAAGGACUGGAAUCCUAUGCAUGGCAAGACAACUGAAGGCUGGGACGAAUUCUCAAAACGCAACAUAUCCACAAUCAAAAGCGACGAUAAAAAACGAUGUAUCAAAGACAAAUCGAAAAUAAGCAAUGGCAAGUCUCACUACGAUUUCUUCCCAUACUUUGACAAUAAAUCAGCGAAUGAUGCGGAGGGUUCAGAGGAAGAAGACAGUAUGAACAAGGAACAAAUUACGAACGAAGAAAAUUCUAAAAUAAUUAUAGACCCAAUGCAGAAACUAGUUCUGCAUUCGACUGAUAAGAAUAUAUGUGAUAAUAACACAAGUGCUCUCAGCUCAAUAAGCUCAUAAAAUAAGCUUUUACAAACAUUUUUGUAUGGCAGUUGACAUUUAAAUAUUUGAUGUAAUCGCUUGCACGUCUGCAUACCCUCCUCGAACUCGUGACACUCGCAAUCUGAAUCGAGAUGUUUAUACUUGGUGAGUAGCUCAGUACUCAAAUGCCACAAUAAAAGCGAUUGUGCAAGUGUAACGUGAGCGAAUGAAUGGUCGGAAUAUUCAUGUAACAAUAGCAAUCUAGGUGGAGCAAUAUUUUUUUAAUUUUAUGGUGUUUAACUAAUAUUUAUGUUUGAGUAUGAGAUUUGUAUGCAUGGCUUGUGUUUGAUGGUUUUGUCUUGUUAGUUUUAUAGAUCACAAUAUUCCAGUCCAGCCAAAUUGUUUAUCACACGUAAUAAAAUUAGUUAGUGUUACAAAAUUAAAUAUUAUUGUAAAUUGUGUGCAUGAGAUUUUAUCACCUAUAGAUAUUGUGAAUAUUAAUGAGCUAUUUCACUUGUAAUCUUGGUAACAAUGUCACAGAAAAUAGACUUAUUUA